Messenger RNA from Choloepus didactylus (southern two-toed sloth), 2054 nucleotides. It is a transcript of the gene DNAJC12, whose product is annotated as DnaJ heat shock protein family (Hsp40) member C12. The record is from RefSeq and is a predicted model, not a curated record. The transcript is spliced from 5 exons. The coding region runs from base 149 to 745 and encodes 198 amino acids. NCBI's taxonomy places the organism in Eukaryota, Metazoa, Chordata, Mammalia, Pilosa, Megalonychidae. Gene Ontology annotation, cellular component: cytoplasm.
UGACAUCUGGGUGUAUUGACUGUGGCCAGCGUGAAAUCUAUUUAACUGCCGCUUGGUGCUGUAAAUCAGACUUAAAGAGGCUUUUCCUGCUAAUUCGCAGCUCAUUGUGCCUCUUGUUCCAGAGGAGAAAAGCUUAUUUGCAGUCUAAAUGGAUGCAAUACUGAAUUACAGGUCGGAAGACACUGAAGAUUUCUACAUGUUACUGGGAUGUGAUGAACUGUCUUCGGUUGAACAAAUCUUGGCAGAAUUUAAGAUCAGAGCCCUGGAAUGUCACCCUGACAAGCAUCCUGGAAACUCCAAAGCUGUGGAGACUUUUCAGAAACUGCAGAAGGCAAAGGAGAUUCUGAUGAAUGAAGAGCGUCGAGCCCACUAUGACCAGUGGAGAAGGAGCCAGAUAUCGAUGCCAUUCCAGCAGUGGGAAGCUUUGAGUGACUCAGUGAAAAUGUCAAUGCAUUGGGCUGUCAGAGGUAAAAAAGACAGGAUGUUGGAAGAAUCUGACCAUGCUCAUACUAGCAAGAUUGAAAAUGAGGAGCAGAAUGAGCAGAGAGAAAUUAAGAAAGAGGAGCUGGGUUCAACCACAGAGAAAAUGGAACAAAAAGAAUCCGAGUCCCCGGAGAAGUCAUUCUCCCCACAAAAUCCAGGUUCUCCAGGCUUUUCAGAUGGGAACUAUUGGCACCUUCGUUUCCGCUGGUCUGGAGAUGCUCCCUCUGAACUCCUCAGGAAGUUUAGAAACUAUGAAAUAUGAACAUCCCUGCAUCACAGAAGAUGGAGACAGCAAGACCUUCCCCUGUGCUGACAACAUGCAGUCCUUGUUCACAUCUUAAAAUUUUCAUGUUUAUAUGUCAUGUGUGUGAAUUGAAUUAGAGUACAAACUGAUUCAUCCAUCUGUGACACCAUUUUCUAAAUGAGAAAACUUGCAGAAGAAUAGUUUCUUUUAGUAUUUGCAUAAAUUAGAGUUCUUAGAUCCCAAGUAGAUCGUAUUAUAUGUGUUUUCUGUGAAUUUUAUUUAUACAAAUCCAUUUAAGAAAUCAAUCUCUGUAUUUAAAUAUUUCAUUGAUAUAUUAUGAUCUGUGUUAGUGCUGGGUAUACAAGAAAUGUUUUCUCUUGACUUAAAAUGAAAUAUGAAAUUCCUUGUCUAAAUCCCAUGGAGUAAAAUAAAUGCUUUUCCCAACAUUCAUAAUGAGUUUAUAAUUCAAUUACAUUUUUAAAAUAAUUAGAAUUAGAAAUACAUUAAUGUAUUUCUACAUAAACUUCAAUAAUUGUGAUCUUAAAAGCUUAUGAUUUGUCUUAGUACAUGAUAAAGUUUUGCAAAAUUUAUUUUGUUAUAAAAGCAAGUGAUUAAUGUUCAAACUAUGAAAAUGGAACUAUUAGGUAGCAUAUCCUCUUUAGGUUGGAGUUCUUGAUGGUUGUGUGUAUUCUAUGGCUAUUUUUUCAUUUGAAAACAAGUGAAUGAAAAAUUAAGAAGGAAAAAUAUCUUAGAGCAGGGAUUCUCUAGUAAAUGAUAGAGUUUUCACUGAUCUCUGGCAAAAUGAGAAAAAUGAGCAUAUAGUAAGUCUUUUAAACAAACUUAUUCACUAUAAAAGGUGGUCCUUUAUUCAGAAAUUAUGUUGUCCCUAUCUUUGUGGUUUAUAGUAGAUGAAAAUUUUUAUGUUUUUAAAAAUACAUCCCUAUGUUGGUUCCUUCAAUUUUAUUUGAAAUUUUACUGUUUUAUCAAAUCCAAAAGUCAGGGCUAGCAGUGCAGAGAAUUAUUUCCAUCACUAUUUACCAUUCCAUUAAAAUGUAGUUUGGCUUUAUUACCAUAUCUGCGAAUUUUACUUCAAAAAAAUUAGAAAAUAAAUGCAAGCAAUAUGCAUGCUAAGUUAAAAUGAGCUUUUCACAGAAAGUAAUAGGUUAAAGUCACCAUUGCCAAUCAUAAUGCCUGGCUCAGGGUAAAUACUAAACGCUGGAUUGAAUGAGUGAAUGUUUAAAUCUAAGAAUCAGGGUUUUAUUUUUAUUUUUUUCCUUUUUUCCCCAAACUGUGUUACAGCACUGAUGACUUUUAGUUAUUCACCAAG